Molecule: messenger RNA, 1701 nt
Organism: Schizophyllum commune H4-8
Lineage: Eukaryota; Fungi; Basidiomycota; Agaricomycetes; Agaricales; Schizophyllaceae
Exons: 16
Coding region: 1-1701 (566 amino acids)
Molecular function (GO): hydrolase activity, acting on carbon-nitrogen (but not peptide) bonds
Source: RefSeq, a predicted model, not a curated record
AUGGAUCCGCGCAAGGACACAAAGGGUGCUGAGGGUCCCUACGCCCUCUGCUCGACGGAAGGCAAGCAAAUUUAUACGGUAGACGCCGACAAUUCCCGCGUUGAGUGCGUCGUUGUCAACGGGCCUCAUAUCGUGGAUACUGGCUCUCUUCGCGAGGUCACGGCUCGCUGGCAGGCGAACACCACUGGCCUUGAAGGAGAGUCCAACGGUGGUCUCAGCGUUCGUUUCAUCCCCCGUGGCGGUAUUGCUAUUCCCGGCUUUACCGACGCUCACGCCCACAUCCUUGAGUACGGCGCCGCUCAGGAGCUGGCCCUCGAAGGCUCCAAGACCAUUCAAGAUGCUGUAGCGCUCGUCCGAAGCUUCAUCCUGACCAAUCCAGUCGUUCAGAAGGAUCCUACGAGGUUCAUCACAGGCGGGGGAUGGGACCACACUGUAUGGAACGGAACAUGGCCCUCUGCGGCCGAUUUGGACUCGGACCCGAUCAUUCAAGGCCGUCCUAUCGUCCUGCAAAGCAAGGAUUGUCAUGCUUUGUGGGUUUCUGCCAAGGCGCUGGAGAUGAUGGGCGAGCUGCCGCGCGAGGUCGAAGGCGGUGUCAUCGUGCGGGAUGCUGCAGGCAACCCGACAGGUCUCAUGCUUGACAACGCUCAAGAGCUCGUAAAGCAGCCGCCUCUCACCGAGGACGAUCUGGAGCGCCGUUUUUCAAUUACCGUCAAUGCUGCUCACAAGUACGGUGUCACAGCCAUUCACGACGCCGGCCUCGAUCCGGUAUCGUUACGUUUCUUCAAAAGCCGGGCCGCGAAAGGAAGACUUCCUAUCCGGGUCUACGCCAUGAAUCUCUUCGAUGAGACGCGCGAGUACUGGGGCGACAAGAUGGAGAAGGUCUCUGGCGAGGGAGACGGCACACUCACUGCUCGGAGUGUCAAGAUAUUUGCCGACGGCAAGCAAUGCUUUCCGAGCUUCGCUCACCACUGUUUGCAGCUCUAUGAACCUUAUGAGGAUAACCCCUCUACUCCGGGGUUCAUGCGCAUCGCGCCGGAGACGCUCUUCGACAUCAUCCCGCGUUUCCUGAAGGAUGGAUGGCAGACUUGCGUUCACGCCAUUGGUGAUCGUGCCAACGGCAUAGUCCUCGAUGCCUUUGAGGCGGCCCUCGAUGGUGCGAACGUGACCGCCCUCCGCCCCCGCCUCGAGCACGCGCAGAUGAUGGCGCCCGCGGACAUGGCCCGGCUCGGCAAGCUCGGAGUCAUCGCCAGUGUUCAGCCCACUCACGCCAUCAGCGACAUGUGGUACGCGCAGGAUCGCCUCGGACCGGAGCGUGUCAAGCGUCUCUAUGCGUUCCGUUCUUUGGUCGAUAACGGUGCUCGUCUUGCGUUGGGAACGGACGCCCCAGUGGAGGAUAUCAACCCUAUGAUCACUUUCUACGCCUCCAUCACACGUCUGUCGCCCGAUGGCAAGUCGCCUCAUGGUACGGAUGGAUGGUUCCCGGAGCAGCGUUUGAGCCGGACUGAGGCUCUGAGAGGCAUGACCAUCGAUGCUGCCUACGCAUCCUUUACGGAGAAGACCCUCGGAUCCCUCGAGCGCGGGAAACUCGCGGACAUCGUCGUCCUCAACCAGGACAUCAUGAAGGUCGACGCCGACAAGCUUCUGUCCACCAAGGUCCUCGCGACGGUCAUUGAAGGCCAGGUCGUCUACGGCGACCUCUGA